ACAGACGAUGCGCUAGUCAAUACAGGAAGUGAAGCACGACGAGGGCGGAAUUGGGAACCAUCCAAAAGGUCGACAGAUCCCCGCGGCUCCCGGUCUGGGGUCCGUUCUGUCCCCAAUCAUAUCAUGAUCUUAUAUCUACUCGACGGGGGUGAGCUCAACAGCCUGAGGGUAUCUGGGUGUCCUGUCACAAAAAGACUGCUUAGAGUCUUGCGACUAGAUCAACCGUAAACUACACAGUUCCAACCGACGAGAGAAUGGCGACAGAAUUGCAGUCGCAGACGAUCAGCCUCCUGGAAAAGAUCGCGCAAUCGCAAAGGGUAUUGGAAGGGAGACUCGACGCGAUAGAGAGGCUCCUCGGCCAACAGAAACCGGCGCCCUACUUUCCGCAAUUCCGACGGCUGCCGCCCGAGCUAAGACACCGCAUCUGGUCACUCGCCAUCCCCACUCGGGUCCUGCGGCUAUCGAGGCGGGCCAGCAAGAAGCACACAACACUGCACAUGAGCCCCCCCGCCAUCGCCCAGGCCUGCCGCGAGGCGCGAGCGGUAGCAACGCGAAACGGGGGGAACGUCUACCUUAAGCACGAUACCGCCAACCCUGAGAGCCCCAUACGGACGACCCGGCACUGGUUCGACAGCUGCCAAGACGUACUCGAGCUGGACAGGCGGGUCGACGUCGCGGGCGACAAGCCGCGCGGCAGCAGGGACCUCGUCCGCGACGCGCAGCAUAUCCUCGCCCCGCGCGCCGAGGCCGAGUGGUUCGCCCGCCUGUUCCGGCAGACGGCCCAUCUCAGGAGGCUCAGCCUUAUGUUUGACGCCGUCUCGGUCAGUUCCUGCGCCUGGGACUCCGGCGUUGUGAGGCGCCUCUUCGGCGACGCCGGCACCGUCGUCACCAUGGACCUCGAGAACGCGGGCGAGAUCGCGUGGGUCAAGGGCGUCUUGCGGGAGCACUGGAGGAACCCUGUGUUCUGCGCGUUCGACUUGGAGGCCUGGGCGAGGGAGAGAGGGUUCGGUGUCGGAACGGGUCCAAGAGAUGAAGGUUGGAUGCGGCGGUUGCCCAGAACGUGGAUGAGCGAGGUCGCGAGAGGGUGGGUCAUGGCCAAGGCGGAGGUGAUGGCGGCGGAGAUCGGAGGAGAGGCCGGAGGGUGGGUUGGAGGGGGAACGAAAGGGCAGCUGGACACGGAAGCGUCAGAGGCGCGAACACGGGCUUCUGCGGCGGCGACGUUGGAUAUGAAGGACGACUUCGUCAGGGCUGCGCUGCUGGCCAUGCCCCAAGUGAAACUCGUAAGGGUGUUUUCCCACGCUGAGGUUCAUGCUGGUUGUCGUCCAUAACACCAACCCUCAUAUCAAAGUCUAUUUCAAGCUCCAAUGACGUCGAAUAACCCCGAAUUUUCAGCCUCGACUGAAUCACCUCGGACUAGACAUCUAAGAGUAUAUUGAGAUGCUAGGUAUGUUGAAAGAACUCUGAUGUAGGGUUCUCCACUGGCACUGUUUGCCGUCAAGGGGGUAUUUCCCAGGUUGCCCAGCCAUCUGCGUCUUUUCCUCGCUCGUACGUAAAGCAAGAAUCACCCUCGGUUGUUGGAGCGAUCGAUCUGCUGGAA
Molecule: messenger RNA, 1597 nt
Organism: Colletotrichum navitas
Lineage: Eukaryota; Fungi; Ascomycota; Sordariomycetes; Glomerellales; Glomerellaceae
Exons: 1
Coding region: 255-1328 (357 amino acids)
Source: RefSeq, a predicted model, not a curated record